Messenger RNA from Enterobius vermicularis (human pinworm), 1692 nucleotides. The record is from the annotation of a GenBank genome assembly. Lineage: Eukaryota; Metazoa; Nematoda; Chromadorea; Rhabditida; Oxyuridae.
AUGACCGAAAUUGACCACCCUAUAAAGCAACGAGCAUUACUUAGUGUGUCAGAUAAAAGUGGCAUUCUGGCGUUUGCGAAGUCUUUGGUUUCCUUUGGCUUCGAGCUGAUUGCUUCUAGCGGAACUUACAAGCUUCUAAAGAGUGCUGGAUUACCAGUGAGAGAAGUUUCUGAAAUAACAUCUUUCAAUGAGAUGCUUGGUGGAAGAGUGAAAACGCUACAUCCUGCAAUUCAUGGAGGUAUAUUGGCCAGAACUACUGAGUCAGAUCUAAGAGACCUUCAGGCGAAUGGUAUCGAACUUGUUUCAAUUGUGGUUUGUAAUUUGUAUCCUUUCCAAGAAGCUAUUGCAAAGUCUGGUUGUUUGUUCGAAGAAGCAAUUGAGAACAUUGAUAUUGGAGGGGUGACGUUGCUGCGAGCCGCAGCGAAGAAUCACUCUCGUGUGACUGUCAUUUGUGAUCCGAGAGACUAUGGCGGUGUUUGUGAAGAAUCACUGCAUUUCCUGGCGUUCCUUUCUGAGAAUGCUGUCGAGUUUCAGGCAUUUGAGCACACUGCACUUUACGAUGAUUCGAUCAGUGGAUAUAUGAGGCGUAAAUUCAUCGAAAACGGGAACAGGUCUAUUUCACUUCGAUAUGGGCUAAACCCUCAUCAGACUGAUGCAGAGCUUUACAGAAAAGAUGGCGACUUGCCGCUAAAAGUUCUGAACGGUUCUCCUGGUUACAUCAACAUCUUGGAUGCUUUAAAUGGCUGGCAGUUAGUUAAUGAACUUCGUCAAGCAACAGGUUUUCCGGCGGCAACGUCGUUCAAACACGUGAGUCCAGCGGGAGCAGCUGUAGGGUUGCCGCUGAAUGAAGCUGAGGCUAAGGCCUACAUGGUAAAUGACCUUCCUAUGGAUUCAGAAACCCCUUCUUUAGCAGCGGCUUACGCGAGGGCUAGAGGGGCUGACCGUAUGUCGUCAUUUGGGGACUUCGUUGCUUUAUCAGAAAAAUGUGACGAACUGACUGCAAAGAUUAUUAGCCGAGAAGUUUCUGAUGGUAUUAUAGCACCUGAUUAUGAACCUACAGCAAUGAAUCUUUUAGCAAAGAAAAAAGGAGGCAAUUAUGUUAUUUUAAAAAUAGAUCCGCAAUAUGUACCUCCUGAGUAUGAAGAACGAACAGUGUUUGGACUUCAACUAAAACAGAAGAGAAACAGUAGUUGUAUAAAACCAGAAGUUUUCUCAAAUAUAGUGUCAAAGUCGAAGGCAUUACCAAAAUCGGCUUUGGAUGACCUAAUGGUUGCUACAAUCGCUGUUAAAUACACGCAGUCCAAUAGUGUCUGUUAUGCAUAUCGCGGUCAGGUGAUUGGAAUUGGAGCUGGACAACAGUCUAGGAUACACUGUAUGCGUUUGGCUGGCGAAAAAGCAAUGAACUGGUGGAUGAGACAGCAUAAGCGAGUUUUGGAUUUGCCGUGGAAACCUUCAGUAAAGCGGGCGGAACGGUCUAAUGCAAUUGACGUUAUAGCGUCUGGACUUGCUGAUGUAGUUGUCAGCUCUGAUGCAUUUUUUCCGUUUCGUGACAAUAUUGACUGCGCGAAGCAGUACGGCGUGAAGUAUGUGGUAAGCCCAGGUGGAUCAAAUCGCGACCAGGAUGUAAUUGAAGCCUGUGAUGAGUACGGGAUAACUUUGGUACACACUCAGCUUAGACUCUUCCAUCAUUAA